AUGCGAUUGAGAAGCAUAGAGGAGCGGCACGCCGCGUUCUCCCGCCGGAGCUCCGUGGUCAGCAACGUUGCGUUUUCCCGCAAGAACUCUCUGUGCGCCACGGGGCCAAACAAGCGCUUCUCUCUGGGGCCCUGGGCCCACUACGGGCGCGUCAGCUUCUCAGGACUUCCCCUCUAUCAGCCCAUCAUGGAGAUCCGCUACGAGAACACCUACAAGACCGGGCCGGACCAAGGCUGCAGGUUCAACCUCAGCCGGGCCCAGAAGGUUCUGGAGACGGUUCUGAGGAACUACCUGGCCGACCUGAACUACAGCGCCAUGACCAGCGGGCAGCGGGCCCAGAACCUGUCUGACCUGAUCCGCAGCAAAAUGAAGGAGCACUGCCCCCCCCGGUACAAGGUGGUGUGUAACGUCAUCCUGGGCCAGAGGGGCAGCCAAGGCCUGAAGGUAGCCAGCCGCUCCCUCUGGGACCCCCAAACCGACAACUUCGCAUCCGCCACGUAUUGCAGUGCCACCUUAUUCGCGGUCGCCAUGGUGCACGGGUUCUAUUAUGAGUAG
This is a messenger RNA of Staurois parvus, 555 nucleotides long. The record is from the annotation of a GenBank genome assembly. Lineage: Eukaryota; Metazoa; Chordata; Amphibia; Anura; Ranidae.